AUGCUUAUAAUAAUUGAUUUUGAUCACCAAUUGUGCUAUUUCUUGGAUUCUCUUCACAAUUUUCCACCAGAUGAAAUCAAAUCUCUCAUUUCUCGUGUCUUUCAACAUUUACGCACAAAUAAUGCAAAAACUAAAGAAGUCGCGUGGAGAAUAGUUAAGUGUCCUCGUCAACCAUUACAAUCAGUACAAUGUGGGUUCUAUGUUAUGAGGAUGAUGAAGGACUUCGUGACAAAUGAUUUUUCAAUGCGAUGGCUAACUAGUAAUUGUGGCGGGAAGAACUAUUACACAAAGGAUGAGAUCAAUGAAGUACGUGAAGAAUGGGCACAAUGCGUCAUGGAUUUGAUGAGUACUACAGAGGUCUACUCACUUUUGUUAACUUAG
Messenger RNA from Humulus lupulus (European hop), 381 nucleotides. RefSeq lists its product as uncharacterized. The transcript is spliced from 3 exons. NCBI's taxonomy places the organism in Eukaryota, Viridiplantae, Streptophyta, Magnoliopsida, Rosales, Cannabaceae. Bases 1 to 381 code for a protein of 126 amino acids. The record is from RefSeq and is a predicted model, not a curated record.